CAGAAAUUCGUCGAGCUCGACUCGCUGAGGGCCUGGAGUCGAGUCGGUGUUGUUCGCCACUUCGCCGAUUUCAGGCCUCGAACCACUAACGACGUAACGCCGUUGUCGACUGGUAUCACUCGCGAGCUCCGUUUACACCUUCGCCGGCAUCGACACUACCACGGGGUUCGCGCAAUCGCUACAGUUGCUCGGCCGCCUGGGACUUACGACCUUUUAUGCGCCGGGCAGAUAAGUAUUUGGCGGGUUGGGGAUAGCCAGUAAGAUGGCUGCCAGGUAGCGACAAGAACAAUGCCGAUUCACCGAGAGGGAUUUACCGCCGAGUGACACCCAGUAUCGUUCGUCGAUCACAGUGGAUUAAUUGUUCGACACGCUACGCCGCUGUAUUUAGAUCUGUGGUGUGAACGUGACGCGGACAAUUUUAUAUUUCUGAUUUACCGACUUCCGGGUAUUCACGAAUAAGGUUAUUUAUCUUCGGACAGUAUUCACGUGUACAUUAUGGGAUCGAAAUUAGCGGAUACAUUUUACGCCGGGAGGUAUUAACGUGGGCGCAGUGUUAUAGUGAUAAUUGGAGUGGUGAAUAGGGUCGUGUCGACCCUAUUACAUCAUGUAACGGUUAAUGACUCGUUGAAGUCACCGAUGAUUCAAACUCCGUUGAUAACGAGCGGAACGUAUUUCAAUUUGUACGUCGCGUUUUUGGAAUAUUAACUUCAUUCGGGUAUUAGUAAGAAUAUUAUUUUUUUAGUAACCUUUUUAUAGCGUGAUAUAAAUUUCGUUUCUACCGCUUGAAUGUCAUUUUCCUUGUACAAUGUCGGCGAGUCUCUGUACACUGCUCGUUUAAAUGGUCGCGCGAUUGACAGCUUCAAUGAUCAAUCUAUUCAAUGUAUAAAGUUUUAUCUCACCGUGUCGAGCGCAACCGGUACACUUGGUAUUUACGUUAGUUGGAAAAAAAAAGAUUUAUACCUCAUUAUCGAUUGAACGCUUCACGGCGAAUGGUUAAACGAUAAUGUUACAUGUCCGAUAAAAAAAGCUAUCACGUAUAAUUGAAAAACCUGAAUUCAUAACGGCAAAAAAUUAAUCAACUGUACACAUUUGCAUGCAAAUGCUGCACGUUGCAUAUCAAUGUUCGAUACAAAAAAGCGAUAAAGAAGAAUGCUGCUUUAAACGUGAAACGUCAAACAGUAUCGAGUCGAGUAACUACAAUGUAUUCCCGUGCGAGGUACAUUUCACUGUAACUGGAAUUCUGCGAUGUUUACCUAACCUUCCCAAGCGGAAGGGUCAGAUAUUUUAAAAUCAAUGAGAAAACUUUCAAAAUUUAUCUUGCACUUAGUGCACACGCGCAGUUUCUGCUUCACACUGCAACAUUGUUUCUUUAAACCAAAAUCGCAUUCUUACCGAUCAAUGAGAAUGUUGAAGAAUAUUUUUUACAAACACCAGUCUCGUAAACAACGAGGCGACGUAAUAUAAAAAAUCUCUCUUACCUGAUUUUUAGUAGCAGUCACCGCGUCAAUAACCUUCCGACGGGAAACUUCAACAGCACAUUUCCUUGACGUUCAACUUUGCAAAACCGUGGAUGAAACCUCACUAACUUCCCCACGCCGAGUGAAAGUUGUCAACUUGAUGUUCGUCCGGUAACUGAAUUCGAAAGCUGCCGAGAUGGCGCCACGAUCGGCCGCCCGGUUUCGGGGAGGGAGUAAACAGAGUAAUGGCGUCAAUGCUCUCGCUCGCGUGUCCGUGGGCCUGUGUGCGUGUCCGAGAGGGUGAAUGUCACUUUGUAACCACUUGCUUCCUUAUCACUCGACAAAGAACGUUCAUUAUCCUUGGCGAUUUUAUUAUUGGCCGGUUCUUGUGCUGAGUUAACAACGCGACGAUAUAUAGUGCUGCGAGAGGCUGGCUCCUGCGUUUUCCGACCCGAGAUAUGAGACUCAGGCUCUCCGACCACCUUUUUGAGAUUCGAGCAGCAGCCGGCACUAUGGUGCGCUGAGUGUCGCGCUUUGAAUCGCUCGCCGCCAGUGGAAAUCGUUGGAGCCGAGGUCACCGGAGCAAGAUGAAGAAAGGUCCGGACGCGGGGAAGGCCGGGUCGCCGGGUACCAAGGACGACGCGAACGACAUUCGAGAGAAGAUGAGGAAGGUGGGCGUGAAGUCGCCGCCGCCGACCGCCGCGGUUGCUCGGGUGAAGCAGCUGCAGGAAUCCGGCAAGGUCGCGGGCCAGCCGAGGUCGUCUUCAGGGUCCGCCACCGGGAACCCCCGGAACAAGACGGCCCUAGCGCCCGGCCACAGUCUAAUGGACUGGAUCCGAUUGACUAAUUCGGGGGUGGAUUUGACCGGGGUCGGUGGCGUACCGCGUGUCGUAUCGCUGUCCGAGCUGGCCAAUCACAACAAGGAGAAUGACGCUUGGAUCGCGAUUAGAGGAAUCGUCUUCAACGUGACGCGUUACAUGGACUUCCAUCCAGGAGGGAUCAGCGAAUUGAUGCGCGGCGUGGGCAAAGAUGCGACGAAACUAUUCGAAAACGUUCACGCGUGGGUCAAUUAUCAGAGCAUCCUUCAGAAAUGCGUGGUGGGAAGGUUGAGCCGUGGUUCCAUCAGCGGUCCAUCGUCUCCUCCGCCGGAAAACACUUCCCCGAGUACCACGGACUGCGCGUCCGCUGCUCUGGACCUGAUCAAAAGUUGUACGACACGCAGCAACAGUCAGGAGGAAACCCCACGAGAUUCGAGUCCGUUGAACGUGAAAAUGGACUGGAGACAGACGUCCGACUCGAUUACGCUGUUCUACCAAUCGGUGAAGGACUAUCCGAGUAUUUACUAUCAACUAAGGAGGAUAAGUGACUCGAAGCUUGUCUUCAAGCUGUUCUUCGAGAAGGACGUGAUCACGCAUGAACUGGAAUUGGCUGCAGGAGUGGAGUGGCCGCCAGUUUGUAAGAGGAACUUCGAUACCAUGGAGGUCGACCUCACCUUCACCAAGAAGACGAAGGAGAUGUGGAAAACACAGGGUAGCCAUACGAUAUGGCGGGAGCCGAACACCAAUAGUCGAUCAUAUAAAGAAUAUGAAGUAGUUACGAACACGCCGCUUUCUAAGUUAGUUCAUUUGCUGGUCCUGCGAGCGAAGGACUCGUUAGAGUUGGUACCCAUUGGCAGACACUUAGAGGCCAGGAUGAAAGUGAUGGGGGUGGAAGCGUCGCGAUCGUACACCCCUGUCCCACCGUGCCUUCACCCUGACGACAUGGCGCCGAACUACAAGUCCGACUGUGUAUGUCUGAUGAUCAAGAAGUACCAGAAUGGCGCGCUGAGUCCGUCCAUAACUGGCCUACAACUCGGCCAGACCCUCGUGCUAAGCAAUGCUUUAGGUGCCUUCGUAGUUGAAUCCUUUGAUCGUUAUUCCAUUAUUCACAUGCUGGCUGGUGGCACGGGGCUCACCGUGAUGCUUGGGAUAAUUCAGCGAGCCAUGGCCAGGCGGACCGUGAAAAGGAUAAACCUCCUCAACUUCAACAAAGAUGUGGAUAACAUGUUCUACGUGGUGCAACUGGAAAAGGCCAGCAGUGAUAAAAGGUUGAAGGUCACGAACAUCCUUUCACAAGCGGACAGUACAUGGACGGGCUUACGUGGAACCGUGUCUGAUGACUUACUGAAGCAGCUGAUAGGAGAACAGAAUCCUGAAGCGUGCAUCUUCACUUGUGGUCCACGAGGAUUCAUACAGGCUGCGAAAAAAUCUAUUCAACACCUCGGUUGGAAACCCUACCAAACGUAUGAUUUCGACGACUAGCCGUCUUCAACGAAAGUAUACCCACCUUUUGAUACCGAAACUCUGAUAGCUGAGCUUUCAUUCGGGGAAUCAGUGACGCGUUACCUCCGGGUUCUCAAGAGAGAGAGCUCUUUUGGAUACUUUUACUCCUAUUUCCGCCCACAGUGUCAGCAGCUGCGCAACGGCCGGAAACGAUCAGUAUUGAACUAAAUCAUUACCUCCUUUCAACUAUUUUUCCAAGCGAAGGAAACCAAAGAGAACAUUCUUCAAGAUUUCGAGUCGAGCAUGAUGUGGGAUUUAAAGGUUUCCAUUGUCGCCCCGAUUCUGGACUUUAAACGUUAAGAGUGCCGAUCCUCCUUUCCAUUCUUACCGCAACAUAUCCAACUUGCACCGUUGUCGAGUGGAGAUACACAGUUCCACCGAAGUGUCUCGUCUGAAAACAGAAGAGUCAUUAGCUGUUCAUCCGAGAGAAAGGAUUACCACAGAAGCAUUGUCGUUCAGUACAGUGUACAUCAUCGAGAGGGAACUAUUUUAUUUUCUUAAAGUUUCAGGGUGAAUUGUGUAUAACUGUCACGAGAAAUACUCACUACAGCGCUCAAAGGUAUUUGAUCAGUUGCUCGGUGAACAUUGAAUUUCGAGAUGACGGUAACAGCCGGAAUGGAACAGACUGCGGCGAGCUUUGUGUUUCCAUGUGAUCAAUUACGUUUGAGCAAUAACGAGGCACACUUUGUAUCAUAUCUAGCGAACGCAAUGAAAGAAUAGGAGUAAGGGUCUUUAGAUGAAAGUCGUAAGUUUUACAGAGGUAUACAACUCGUAUCGACAAAUUAUUUUUUAUGGAAACCGUAAUUUUAACACCGUAUCCGCGUUAUACACUUCGUGGAGAGCUGUAUUUUUAGCUAUUUAUCCGAGGACAUUGUAAACGUAUAUAUAAAUACAUAUAUGUAUAUGUAUGUAUGUAUGUAUGUAUGUAUGUAUGUAUGUAUGUGUGUAUGUAUGUAUGUACAUGCAUAUGUAUAUUUUAAGAGGCAGGCCAAAUUGAAACAUUGGUGCUAAUGCUGUUUUUCGUUUACACAUGAAAAGAGGAAUAUUGCGAUCACAGAUAUAUUUCCAAUUGAUGCUUUUCAUUUUACAAAUUACAGCAAGUACAAAAGUGAAACACGACAGUGAUAAAAAAGGAAACAAUUUUGGAGGCGUUGGAUUGUUAAAUGUUUAUCCGCGAGAGAUACGAGUAGAUUUUUGUCCUUGAACUCACGAAAAUCAAUGUCGUGCCAAGACGGGCAUCUAGGAUUCAAAUAAAUUCAUAGAAACGUGAACACCCGUGUGGCCUAAUAGAAGAAAUUGUCAGAGGAUACUAAAUAGAAACACCUGUACGUCGAUCACUUGAAUUUUCAAUCGGUUUGUUCGGAUUCUGGCGCCGUUAGGCGAGGCUUAAGUACAUUUGUUAGAUAGAAAUCGAUAAUAUAGCACGCGAGGAGAUUUUACUCGUCGAAUUCAUUCGACGGCGAAUAGUUUGAGUCAGAUUUCGUUUCAGAGCUGCUCCUAUUCGAGGGCAGAGAAUUUUUCCCCGCGAGACACGAUUCUUUAUCCAAACUUACUCGAGUAUGGACCACUUUCUGCAUUUACGUACAAGUAAAUACGCGUAUAUGUGUGUAUGAUAUGUGUGUACAUAGUUGUUACCAUAAAUAAAUGAAUAUUUGAU
Molecule: messenger RNA, 5435 nt
Organism: Nomia melanderi (Alkali bee)
Lineage: Eukaryota; Metazoa; Arthropoda; Insecta; Hymenoptera; Halictidae
Product: cytochrome b5 reductase 4
Biological process (GO): superoxide metabolic process; cytochrome c-heme linkage
Cellular component (GO): endoplasmic reticulum; mitochondrion; cytoplasm
Molecular function (GO): cytochrome-b5 reductase activity, acting on NAD(P)H; heme binding
Source: RefSeq, a predicted model, not a curated record